CUGAUUUAAGGAUACUUCUCGUGCGCGCUCACUCAGUUCAGGCCGCGACUUGCAUGGCAGCAGGCGAGAGGGGUUCCCCUCCGUACGUCGCCGCACUGUCUUGCAUGAAUUGAAGAAGGGAAAAAAAAGAGAGAGAGAGAGAGAGAGAGCAGCGCGUACUGGAAUGCGGUGCGACGAAAGUUUUUUUUUUUUUUAAACCCGGGACGUUGAACGCAGCGCAGCAGACCGAGCGGAGAGGACUGCGCGUCCUGGUUCUCCUUGAUGAGGCAACCUCCAAAUGACGUCGAGAUGGCUUUAGGUGGCACGCUUCUUCCAUCCAUAUCCACGUUCGCCAGCGGACCCACUGUCAUGAGUAAAUCCAUCGGGAAUGCCCAUUUAAGAUGGAAGGAGGAGCUGUCCCAUCUUAAGUCCAGUGUGCCGACCGGAAGUGGCUGCUCCGGCCCGGACCAGCCCACUGCCACCAGCACGACGAGCCCCGGCAUGUCCAGGAAAGAGACGGAGCCGGACCUGGACUUGGACUACGACUUCAUCCUGUCGAACUCUAUUCUGCAGCAGCAGCAGCAGCAGCAGCAGCAGCAGGAGGAAGAGGAGGCCGCCAUGGCGUGCAGCUCUGCCCAGACCAUGUCCCCUUCCCCCAGCUCUUUCUCCUCAUCCUACCCUCUCCCCUCCCCUCAGGGCACUGCCAGCGAGCUCCUCUAUACCAUUCCCGACAUCAGCGACGUCUCGCCCUCCGGAGGCUUUGUGGCAGAGCUCAUGAGGCCGGAGUUGGACCCGGCGUACCUCCACCCCACCAGCCUCCACGGCAAGUUUGUGGUAAAGACAACGCUGGACAUGGGAGAGUACAGCCGGGCCGUGAACGUGAGCAAGAUCUGCGUCGGCGCCGCGUCGGAGCCGACGCCGUCGCGCUCCUCGCCGUCCUUCCCGUGCCACAGGAUAAAGCAGGAGAACCUCGGCACGUGCAGCAUCUCGCAGCCCAUGGACCUACACCUCAACCCCCAGGGCAGAGGGAGCCAGCAGCAGCAGCAGCAGCAGCAGAGGCCGUGCCAGUUAGAGCUCCACGGCUUCCCCGGCGGAGGGGGGAGAUCCAUGACAGGCCGGUUGUCCUCAUCCUCUUCGCUGUCCCCGGACCACCCUCUGAGCCGGGAGCACCAGGUUCUGGGGCAUCCUCAUUCUCAGAUGCCUCUAACCCCCCAGGGUUACCACCACGGCUCCCCACAGGGCUACAGCGGCUACCCUCAGCCGUCCUCCCUGCAGUACCAAGACCCCCUCAUGAUCUCCAGCGGUGACUGCCUGCCGGAGGAGCCCAAGCCCAAGCGUGGCAGGCGCUCCUGGCCCCGGAAGAGAGUGGCCACGCACACAUGUGACUACGUUGGCUGUGGGAAAACGUACACGAAGAGCUCCCACCUCAAAGCGCAUCACCGCACGCACACAGGGGAGAAGCCUUACCACUGCGACUGGGAGGGCUGCGGUUGGAAGUUUGCACGUUCGGACGAGCUCACGCGCCACUACCGGAAGCACACGGGCCACCGGCCGUUUCAGUGUCAGAAAUGUGACCGGGCCUUCUCCAGGUCGGACCACCUCGCUCUCCACAUGAAGAGACACUUGUGAGACUUUGGGACUUUGGGUGGAGAGGGGUGAAAAAGACAAAGAAGAAGAAGAAGAAGAAGAAAAAAAAUCCAAAGCACGUGUUAGCGAGAACCCGGGGAAACAAAACUUGUGACCUGGAAAACCAUCAUUUGCCUUUCAAGCCGAUGUCAAGCAACGAGACAAGCUGUGAUGUUCACGGCCCAAAAAAAAAAAAAAAAAAGACAGCGUUACUCCCUCAAGAGCAAACAGACCUGAGCCGGUCGUCGCGCAACUUUUAUGAAAGGGACCAAACUGGAAUUUGUCUUAUUUAACUGACAAAACUUGGAGGACCAGGUGCCAACAACUUUUAACUGGAAAUGUUUUUCUGUCAGGGAAAAACCAGGAGCAACAGACAAACAUCUCCAGAGGCCUUAGACCAGCAACAUGCCCAUAUAGGCUCUGUUAUCAACUACACACUGUUUAAAAUACUGUAUUGAUAAAUACAUCUAUAUUUAUAUACACAUUUCACCUGCAAUGCCAUUAUUUUCAGGUACAAUGUUAAUUUAUACUGAACGGUGCUCAGUGACUCUGAAGAAGGUUUCAUUUUUUUUUUUUGUUAAUUAAAGGUACCAAAGAUUAAGGACAAUUUAAAAAAAAAAGGAUAUCCAAGACUAUGAAAAAGUGCCAUAUGGUUGUUUCUGCGUUUCUCGCAAACCCCUCUUCCACAAUCUGACUUAAAUCAGGUGAACAGCUCACUUUAUACACGGUGAUCUUCAAUGCACUGCAGUCGCAAAAGUGCAAUAAUUUAUAUGAGACAUUCAUAUUUUUGUAUUGAAUGAGUAACUCUGAACAAAGAUUUCCUUUUGUUUAUAGCCAAAAUAUGUAAUAUAAUCUUGAGUUUUUGUACAUUUGUAAAUAAAAAUGCUUUGUUAUUGUUUUGUAUUUUACACUAUAAUAAAAUACAAUGUAUUUGAAA
Molecule: messenger RNA, 2542 nt
Organism: Pungitius pungitius (ninespine stickleback)
Lineage: Eukaryota; Metazoa; Chordata; Actinopteri; Perciformes; Gasterosteidae
Gene: klf4
Product: Kruppel like factor 4
Exons: 5
Coding region: 262-1608 (448 amino acids)
Biological process (GO): regulation of transcription by RNA polymerase II
Molecular function (GO): DNA-binding transcription factor activity, RNA polymerase II-specific; RNA polymerase II cis-regulatory region sequence-specific DNA binding
Source: RefSeq, a predicted model, not a curated record